Molecule: messenger RNA, 1797 nt
Organism: Didymodactylos carnosus
Lineage: Eukaryota; Metazoa; Rotifera; Eurotatoria; Philodinida; Philodinidae
Source: the annotation of a GenBank genome assembly
AUGAGUGACCAUAUACCCUUUUUUUGUUCAACCAAUAUGGGCAAAAAGUCAUCAAAAAAGUUGAAUAAAAGUUUGAUGACAACGACAUACGUUCGACGUUCGACCAGAGGAAAUGGCAAAGAAAAUAUUGCCGUUCAGAUCGAAAAUCUAUUUAAACAACAAAUUAUUAUCGCUUCUGAGACAUCCUUAGCCACGCCUCCAUCUUCACCAGUGACGUCAUUAUCAUUAUGUUCAAAAAAUAGAGUGUCACGAACAAAACGUUUAAAUCGGCGCCGUCAUUUUCAUCGAAAAAUGUUAUCCAUGAAACAUGCUUUAAUAGCUCGACAAUCACAAGCUGCUAAAUAUAUUCAAUAUUUUCGACAAAAACAAAUAAAAAAACGAAAACAAGAAUUAAAAAAGAAGAAGCAACAAAAAAUUGAAGUUAUAGACGAUAGAAAUGAAACUGAAAGUGAACAUGAUAUUCAGGUUCCAAGAUCACGAUUCAACGAAUGCUCCUUUUCGAUAGAUGUAGCAAAUAUUCUUCCUUUUAUUGGAAGACGAAAAAGCGUUCAGCCAACAGUCGUACCGGCUACUACCUGUGAUGAAGAGGGUGAAAAAAACUUCAAUGAGAAGAAAAGUUAUAAAUGCGCUACAAAACUAAGUGUUGAUAAAACUGCUGAUGUAUCGUCGAAUCUACCAAUAUUAAUAUCGUCAUCAAAAAAAUUGAUAACAACAAAAAUAAAUGUUCGUAAAUUAUUAGUAAUGUUGUAUAAACAUUUGAUGAAUGCUCAUGGUCGAAAUUUUCCAACAUUAAUGAUUCAACAGCAGCUCAAAACAACGAAACCAAAAACUUUUCAUUGUGAUGUAUGUCAAGAAAUUUUUAAAAAUGCCACCAUUCUAAGAGCUCAUAAGACGAGUAGUCAUGACCAGGAUAAUUUAUUAGCAACACAAGAGCAUCACAAUGUAUCAAUUCAAGUUGAUCUUAUUGAAGAUGAUAAUAAUUCAUUGUUUGAUGAAAGUACAAAAAUUGAUACGCCGCCUGAGAAAAAGAAUGAACAGUCACAAAUGCAAUUAUUUAUGGAAUAUACACAGACAAAUUCACAAAUUACUCUAACAGAAGAUCAAGCGAAACGUUCAAUUGUUUUGUGCUCGUCAUGUUUAGAAGAUGCACAACUGGACGAUGUUGAACGUUUUUUGGAUAUGUUUAACUUGGAAUAUUCUGAAGACGUGACAUUAUCAACAACUCAUUUAAUAACAUGUGAUAAUUAUAAACCUUAUAUUUGUCCAUUAUCUGUUAAAGUUAUUAAAGCUAUUGCUCAUCACUGUUAUAUCGUUAGUUAUCGUUGGAUUCAAGAAUGUUUGCAACAAUCACGUCUUCUGACCUGUGAACCGUUUGAGAUGCGUGGAGAUGAAUCUGAAUCGUGGGUUGAACAUAAUGGAAUGAAACGAUCACGACUAUAUUUAGAAAAAUAUUCAUUAUUUAAAGAUUUUACGUUCAUUUUAAAAUGUAAUAGCUGCCAAUAUAUUAUGAGUCGUCUAGAAUUAGAAAAUAUUAUUCGACAAUGUGGAGGAAAAAUUGAACAAAAAAUAACAAAACAAAUAUUAGGAAAAUUAGCAGUAACAACUGUACAACAAAAUCAUCCACCGACAAAUCAUCGAAUUGUUGUUCUAUGUGAACAUUCUUAUUUGAUUGGAAAACAACGUCUAUAUGAGAAACUAAAAAAAUUGGGUAUUCAAUUUUUAGCACCUGAAUGGAUUAUUGAGUCAAUUACCGAAUAUCGAUUAAAAUCGUUCGUUAGUUAUGAAGAAGAACCAUAA